UUCAUCUUUACAACAUAUAUCUCUCUCUUUGUUCCUUAUUUCCUUGCAAUAUCAUCUCUCUAAUGGCGACGGAUAAAAGUGGUGAGAUAGCAAUCAACAUGGCGGAGACAAAAGCCAGUGCUAAAGGAACAGCCCCAUUGUUAAACUCUUCGAAAGCUGUCGCCGCCGUAGAACCACCGAACCGAGGAGCGAAAAAAGGGCUCGCUGUUGGCGACUUUGUAUUAAGACUGUGCGCACUUGGAGCCGCCCUCGGAGCAACUGUAGCAAUGGGGACUGCCGAUCAACUUCUCCCUUUUUUCACUCAAUUCCUCCAGUUCGAAGCUCAGUACGAUGAUUUCGAUACUUUCCGGUUUUUCGUGAUGGCACUUGGCAUAGUUUCUUGUUAUCUUCUCCUUUCAUUGCCACUCUCCAUAAUUUGCAUCAUUCGUCCACUUGCAACAACGCCAAGGCUCUCCCUUGUCAUCUUUGAUUCCAUGAUGGCGGCUUUAACCAUAGCUGCAGGUUCGGCUUCUGCAUCGAUGGUGUAUUUGGCUCAUAACGGGAACGAUGACGUGAAUUGGCUUCCUUUUUGUCAACAAUUUGGUGAUUUUUGCCAAAGUGCAAGUGGAGCAGUGAUAGGUUCUCUAUUAGCUGCUGCCCUGCUCGUGAUUAUAAUUAUCCUUUCAGCUUUUGCUCUAAAAAGAAACUGAGAAACUCACACAUAUAAAGAAAAGGUAAAA
Molecule: messenger RNA, 719 nt
Organism: Gossypium arboreum
Lineage: Eukaryota; Viridiplantae; Streptophyta; Magnoliopsida; Malvales; Malvaceae
Product: casparian strip membrane protein 2-like
Exons: 3
Coding region: 63-689 (208 amino acids)
Source: RefSeq, a predicted model, not a curated record